CGUGGGUCCCCUAGGCCGAGCGACGGUCGCCCCGGGCUGUUCUGCGGGGUUGAUCCUACGGGAGCCGGGUGGACCGUGGCCUGGCCUGAUCCCGCGCGUCAGGGCCCUGCCCGGGGCUCGGCCGCCUGGGGCUGCUGCCCUGGACUGCACCGGCUGUGUGGAGCCCGCCCUGCGCACAGCGGGGACCUCCGGCCAUUGGCGGGUCUGGCCGAAAGCAUCGCAGUGCCCGCCGCCUGUCUGGGUCGGUAGGGGGCGGCGGGACUCGAUGCCGGUGCCCGGCUGGGUGAUGCGGGCCUCGCAGCCGGCGGGGGAUGCGCAGUGAGUGGCCGCCCUUGGGCGGCGGGAUCCGGAACGUGACUGAACCCCUGAGAGCUGCAAUUCUGCAGGUGCCAAAGGGAGUUAAAUGCCUGAAUCCUAUUGCGUUUCAAUGGCUGUUAAGCGCCAAACUCGGGUUCUUGGAGAUCCCAGCCUGAAAAUUAACUUCAGGACAUAAUGGGGACAAUCAAAAGAGAUCUUGCUUCAGGAAUGAAUCAUGGGUCCUCAUUCUUUUUUGCCAUUUGCCACAAAUUUGCGCUUUCACGUGUGCAGCAAGUCACAAGCAGCAUUACCAGUUCUUGCCAUUUUACUACAAACCUUGCUGGAGUUGACUGAUUAUGUGAGACUCUCAUGGUUUUGGGUUGGCGAGUGGCUGCUAGUAUUGCCUGGUCAAUACUACUACUACCUCUGUGUACGGCAGUCUUCAUAAGUAUUAGCAGCAUUGACUUGUUUCAUCCUGUACAAUGGAUUUCAAAUUCAUUCAAUGAUUGGUAUACUUCCUAUGUCAUCUUUUGUAUCCUUCUUAUGUCAGUGGUGAUACUGAUAAUAAGCAUCUUCAAUGUUGAAUUUUAUGCAGUUGUGCCUUCUAUUCCCUGCUCUCGAUUAGCACUGUUAGGAAAGAUUAUUCACCCACGGCAAGUUAUCCAUUCAGUUGUUCAUGCUAUAAUGGGAAUGCUGAUGGCAUGGUGUGCUGCAGUUAUGACUAAGGGGAAGUUCCAGUUCCUUGCUUUACCCUGCACAGCUUCAGAAAGCCUAGAUGGUGCUGUUCAACACAUGUGCCUAAAUGAGUAUCACCUCUUCCUCCUGCUGUCUGGAGCUUUCAUGGGCUACAGUUAUAGUCUCUUGUACCUUGUUAACAAUAUGAACUAUUUGCCAUUUCCAAUUAUACAGCAAUACAAGUAUUUACGUUUCAGAAGAUCUUUGCCCCUGCUGGUUAAACGUAGUUGUGUGGAAUCACUGUACUUGGUUAGAAACAUCUGUGUUGCAUAUUAUUUUUUUGGUUACAUUCCAAGAGCAUGGAUAAGUACCACAAUGGACCUUCAUACAGAUAGUAAACUUCAUCCUCUUGACACACUUACUGGUCUUCUGGAUCUAUCCUUGCUCUACCAUACCUGGUUAUGUGGUAUAUUUCUUCUCAUUACUUGGCACAUUGCAUGGCUACUCUUCAAAAUCUAUGCUACAGAGGCACAUCAUUUUCCUGUUCAACCAACUUUUGCUGAGGAAACAGACCAAUGCCUGCCUAAAAUCUUAAACAGCAAUCCUCCCCUUAUUAUAAAGUUCUUGGCCUUACAGGACUUGAUGUUACUUUCCCAGUAUUCUCCUGUGCGACGACAAGAGGUCUUCAGCCUCAGUCAGCCAGGUGGGCAUCCUCACAACUGGACAGCAAUAUCAAAAGAGUGCUUGACUCUUUUGAGUGACUUGACGCAGAAGCUGAUUAUGCAGCAGGAAGCUGCAGCUACAAAUGGGAGAGUGAAACAGCCAUCUACAGGAGAAGUAGGAAGAUCCCUGAGAUCUUCAGCAGCUGUUACAGAAGAAAUGGCCUUCCAGACACAGAGAUAUAAUGUCGUUUCGAGAGCCCACAUACCUUCCCUGGUUAAAUCAUCCCUCUUGCCUCUAAAGGCAUUGUCUACAUCUGAUCUUGGAAGCUCUUUUGGUUCACCUCUCAGUUCUCCUGCUCUAAAUCACAAGGCUGGAAUUCUGGAUUUAAACUCUCCUUGGCAUGGAUCAGUCCAAAGUCCUCAUGUUAUGAGAAGAGGACCAAAGCUGUGGACAUCAAGUUCAGAUCUGCAAAUGAAUGGCUCUCCUCAAGCGUCCUUCCCUGUGAUCUCUGUUGCAAGAGUUGGUAAUGAAGCAAUACAACCAAGCUUUAUUUAUACAUGGCUCCAGAACAAGCAAGAGCAGGUUAGGAGUUUCUUGUCAAAACGAGUGCUGAUAAUGUAUUUCUUCAGCAAGCAUCCAGAGGCCUUGAUCCAGGCUGUCUUUUCUGAUGCCCAAAUGCACAUUUGGGCAUUAGAAGGUCUAUCUCGUUUGGUAGCUGCCUCAUUUACUGAAGACCGAUUUGGAGUUGUCCAAACUACACUGCCAGCUAUUCUGAAUACCUUACUGACUCUUCAGGAGGUGGUAGAUAAGCAUUUCAAGCUGCCCCAUGCUUCCAGCAAACCACCCAGGAUUUCGGGAAGUCUGAUGGAUACCUCCUACAAAACGCUACGAUUUGCGCUUAGAGCAUCCCUGAAAACUGCGAUAUACCGGGUCACUACUACUUUUGGAGAACAUCUAAAUGCAGUUCAAGUGUCUGCAGAGCAUAAGAAAAGACUUCAGCAGUUCUUGGAGUUCAAAGAAUAGUUAAGUAAAUUAAAUAGGUUACGUUGCUGAUACAGCUACAGAUGGACAGUACAUGUUUAGCAUUCUUGAACUGGAAGAAAGUGGAACUAAUUAAUCAGUCUUCCUGUCUUGUUUGGUGGCCUUUUCAAAAAGUGUAUUUUAAAUGUAAAUCAUGGAAUUUUUCAACUGUUAGCAGAAUUACGAAAAAACUUCUGUUUGGAUCACUUUACUUGAUCUUUUGUAUAAUAAAGCUCUUUUUUUAAAAA
Messenger RNA from Chelonia mydas (Green sea turtle), 2903 nucleotides. RefSeq names its product NDC1 transmembrane nucleoporin (gene NDC1). The coding region runs from base 667 to 2658 and encodes 663 amino acids. The transcript is spliced from 18 exons. Gene Ontology annotation, molecular function: protein-macromolecule adaptor activity. Gene Ontology annotation, cellular component: nuclear pore transmembrane ring. Lineage: Eukaryota; Metazoa; Chordata; Testudines; Cheloniidae. The record is from RefSeq and is a predicted model, not a curated record. Gene Ontology annotation, biological process: nuclear pore organization.